Thlaspi arvense is the source of this 426-nucleotide messenger RNA. NCBI's taxonomy places the organism in Eukaryota, Viridiplantae, Streptophyta, Magnoliopsida, Brassicales, Brassicaceae. The record is from the annotation of a GenBank genome assembly.
AUUCUCUCUCUCUCUCAUCGCGUCACUGUUAGAUCUUCCAUUUUCCCGAUACCUUUAACGACGGCGAUCGACUGGGCUUGUGGACAAGGCGGCGCCGAUUGCGGUCCGAUCCAGCAAGGUGGACCCUGCAACGACCCGACGGAUAUCCAGAAGAUGGCGUCGUAUGUUUUCAACAAUUACUACCUGAAGAACGGCCUCGCCGACGAUGCUUGCAAUUUCGACAACAACGCCGCUCUCACUUCCAUCAAUCCCAGUCAAGGAACUUGCAAAUACCCUUCGAGUAAGGGAGUGAGCAAUGGUCGAGUCGCGGAUGACACAACAAUGGGCGCAGGACAAGCAGAUAUGAGCCGUGGCAGACGGAUUUCCAGAAGUUGGAUCUUGGCCUUCAUUGGGUUAUUGACGAUGACGCGGAUAAUUCAUCUUUAG